UGAUGUAGAUACCCGUGGCCUCAAUGAAAACAAUAACAAAGAAGAAAAUUUGCUGUGCGGGAAAAGCAAUCUUGACUGUUUCUACUUGAAAUCGUACUGUUUAUCUCAGUGAGCCAUAGAAGUACAUGCAGCAAGGAGUAGAUUUUACUCCACUUCCAUUGGACGUGGAGAGUUCGUGCGAGGAAAGUUUUGGCGUGUUUUCUCCAUUCGAGGAAGAUGAAUUCGAAAGCUUAAGGACAAGCUUUUGGGGAGAGUCGAAUGGAGGUGGAGGACGAAGCGGCUGGGACAACGUUCAUGCAUUACCUUCUUCUCCGUUUAGCGGGCUCGGAGGAGAUUUUGAGAUGGAACUGGAAUUUUUUCGAAGUGAUGUAAACGAGGAAUGUAAAGUUGCUGGGCCUACUUUGGCCGAACUAAACGAUCACCGUUCCCUAUCUCCUCUGAUAAAUCCUGAAAUGGAGCGCCUCCAUCGCUUAGCCACUCGCACUGAGGGCGAUUCUUCUCCAACCUGGGAUUGCAAAACUCGAAAGCCACAGGGCUACAUCGCUUUAGAGCUCACGUCGGAUAAGGAUGAAAGAAGGGUAUCUCAAGCUAAACAGGAACCUGUUCUUUUAUUUUGUGAAUAUAACGACAGAUUUGAGAAAUCUACUUUAGUUCCUAAAGAUGCGGAGAAGAAACGUCCGAGCAAACCAACAUGGACUACGACCCAAGAUACAGCUUCUCUACACUGCAAUAAUGAAGCCGAGAAAUCAGUGUCUGCAAACAAUCAGAAUUCAUCACAGACAGUCGUAUUGCCAGAGAAAAAGUUGGGCACUGAAGGAAAUAAUCAAAUGUCUAAGUUAGUUUCAGCGGAAAUGAAAGCUCAAUUAUAUACAGGGGGAACGAAUAUGCGCGAGGAUGUGAAAAUUGAAGCCGAUCGGGACUCGAUCGAAGCCGAUCCGGGCAGUCCUGCUUUAGAAUACGAUUCCGCUGAUGAAGACAUGGAUAGUGACGAAGAUUUUGAUGUGGAGAGCCAUUCCCAUGGUACAGGUUUAGCUAGAAAUCGGAAAGGUCGUAGGGGAGACCAAGAUGACCUUUCUCCGAAUCCAAAAAAGUUGCUAGAAAUCAGUCGAGAGCUGGAUCGCUUAAACAAAGUUAUAGGUGACUUGAAGCCGAUACAUCAGUUGCCACAGAACGCUCGGAACAAGUCAAGAAAGGAGAAAAACAAGUUAGCAUCAAGGGCUUGCAGAUUGAAGAAGAAAGCUCAGCAUGAAGCAAAUAAAGUCAAGCUUCAGGGUCUGGAAAUGGAACAACAGCGCCUGACAGACAUCAUUCAUAAGGUGAAGAAAGAAAUCAUAGUCAAAGGCAGUCCUCAGCCUUUGGAUCCAAAGCCAAACUUAAGUAUACAGAUUGAAAGUCUUAUCAAGGGUACAUUUGGGAGCCAAGUGGUUGCUGGUCAUACUUCAGAUUUUGUGUAUUCUGUUCUGAAGGCCACAGCAAGGGACAACCCAGCACUUGGAAAACUGGAGGACCUUUCCCUGUGUUUCUGAAGAACUGAUCUGGGGGAUCAGGGAUCCAUGAUCCAAGGGUGAAUGGUGAACUGUCUGUUGUUGAUAAGUAGUAACAGAUGUGUUUUUUAAAACUUGAAAGAUAUUUACAUUGGUGAAUUACUACAGCUCAAAACAAAUAUCAGGACUCAUUAUUAUUAUUAUUGUUAUUGAUUAGCAGCCUUGGAUAACACUUACCUUUCCAAGUGGUUUGUGCAUCAGUGUAAGAAUGUUAAUGAUGCUUUCAUUUUCUUUAGAUGAUAUAAAACCCAGAAAAUGCCCUCAGUUGAAGUCUUGAAAACUUAAUGGCGAAAAACAAGCUUUAAAAAGAAAGCAUUCUCCUGAUUCUUUACUUUUUAAAAUAUUAUACAAAGUGAUAAAAGUUUCUGUUGUAUAAUUGAAGUAUUUUACUUUAGAUUUAUUCUAGACAUCUGAACCCCUGAGUUAUUUAUGAAUUAGCCUUUGUGGUGAACUAGAGGUACAUAUACAUGUAUUGAAUCAAACUAAACAAUGUGUGGGCAUGGGAAACUUUGCAUUUGUGGGACUCAGGUUUCAGUUUUCUGGUUUGUUUGCAUCGAUUCAUUGGCACAAAGGAUGAGAUCAUUGUUUUGAUUGUUGGAAAAUGAUUGUUAAGUGCCCUAUUGAAUAUUUGUACAUGUAAUGUGCUGAUUUUUGCAUGGUUGGGUUUGAGAUUGAAAUGGUUCAAAUUUUACAUGUACAGAAUCUGGAGGACUGUGCAACUGUCCAAAAGACCAUUUUUCAGAACAAUCAUGAUAAGCAGUAAUUGGUAACUUCUAGUAAAGCUGGAAUGCAUCCUUAUUUAGCCUAACUUGAAAUGAUUUAACAAUGUAUGUUCCAUCCCUGGGUGUGAUGGUAUUACUAGGUAAAUGUGUAACUUACAGAUGUUUAGAUGUGUUGGAAUUGUUUUUCAAGGCCACUUGCUAAUUACAUAUUGAUCACAAGUGGUAUUGUGAAAGGUAGUUCAUGUACAAUUAGUUGUGCGCAGAUCACUCAAAAUGGUCGUAGGUUAAUCUAAAUGAACAGUUAUUAAGAAGUAGUUCAAAUUGAUAACAGCAAUUUCCAUAAUGUGAGGUAUAAGAAUUGAAGAAAAUUGUUUUAGUCAGUGUUACACGUAAGUUAAUAAAUGGGUAAUAAUUAGAACUGCUCCUCUUGACUCUUAAUUGCAUUUUUGGGUCAUGCAACAGUUCAUCAACUUAAUUGUUAAAGGAGAGUUGGCAUUGUAUAAUGCCAAUUUCUCUCAACUUAUAUGCAACAACAUGUCUGGCAACCAGAAAUGAGAAUUACCAGUGAAUUCUUGGGAGUGGAAAGGUUCAGGACUCAAGAAGUGUGUUGCAUUAGCUCAUCCCAAUGCAGGUUUUAUCAGCAUGGCCUCUGUGUAUGAACUACAAAAAUUUCGGUGCAUGAUUUAUUGAUAUUUUAUUCAUACACUUGCUAAAAUAAUAACUGAGUACCAUUUUAUUGCAUGAAUACAAGUGCUUUGCAGCUUUAGCAUGAUAUUUUAUAUAUGGUAUUUGGUAUUUAACGUUCUUUUUAAGUAGAUUCACUGCUUCUUAUAGGAGCUGUUAAGACCAGAAAGUCUUGUGAUAUAAGGGAUAGUAGUUGAUUAGGGAUAUUAUUUAUAACAUUGGGUGACAAAGAGGGGUGAUCCUAUCUGAGUGAAUUUGGGUGCACACCUUUUGUGGUUAGAAGUUUCAAAAUGUAAUUUAGAAGGCCAUUGAUGGUUUCUUCCUUGUCUGUCCCACAGUAAACUCCAGUUUACUGUGGGACAGACAUUGAAGGACAUCUUUUCUUCCAUUGUAAAUAAAAUUGGAGUAGAGGAAAGGAUCCAAACUUUGUGUUUCUUAAAAAGUUUGUUAAGGAUUGUGGAAUUCUAUAUGCUAAAUGGUUGCCCUGUUUGUGUUUACAUCUAGGGGUUUUUUCCACGGUAGUUAUAAUGUCUGUGGGCAGAUUAGUGUCAUAAUUUUAAUUCUAAGAGUGCAGUGGUGUGUUCUAUUCUAAAAUAAUACCAUUCCAAAUUAACACCAUGCCUUUGGUAUCACUGGAAAACAUUUAGUUCUCGAGUAUUUGUGUUUUUUGUUGAGGGCCACGGGACACUAAUAUUUCCUUUUGUAUUCGGCAUGCACUGUUCUUUUAAAACAUCCUGAAUUUCAUAAUCAAUUGAAAAUGUAAACUCCUUGGAAAGUCCAAAGUAUUCUAUUUGUAACAUAAGAGGAGCAGUUAUCUUUAUCAUAUUGUAACAUAGAUUUAUGUAUAUAGGCUAUUUUGUUAUCUGUAUAGUGUAAAUAAACUGAGGGUUAUCGGAACAGCAUUUUAUAACUUGUAACAUAGAUUUACUGGAAUCCUCAUGAGGGAUUCAGCAGAUUGUAUUUUCAUAUUAUUACGUUUCUUGGGAAUUAAUUUAUCUGCAGGAGGGUGAACUUGAUAAGUUAUACAUCUAAUUAUUUGAUUUCUCAAAGCAAUAAAGUAAACUGGACGAGGUUG
This is a messenger RNA of Stylophora pistillata, 4025 nucleotides long. RefSeq lists its product as uncharacterized. The record is from RefSeq and is a predicted model, not a curated record. Gene Ontology annotation, molecular function: DNA-binding transcription factor activity, RNA polymerase II-specific; RNA polymerase II transcription regulatory region sequence-specific DNA binding. NCBI's taxonomy places the organism in Eukaryota, Metazoa, Cnidaria, Anthozoa, Scleractinia, Pocilloporidae. Gene Ontology annotation, biological process: regulation of transcription by RNA polymerase II; response to unfolded protein. Gene Ontology annotation, cellular component: nucleus.